AUGGUUCAGAACAAAGCCUUCAUUUACAAAAAGAUUCCCAAUGGACUGCCUAUUCCUGGUGAGGAUGUGACUGUCGAAGAUAUUGGCUUUGACGAAAAUGCGCUGCCACCAAAGAACGGCUUCAGUAUGAAAAAUCUAUAUGCCUCGUAUGAUCCCGGCCAGAGACGCCAGCUGAGGGAUCCUGCCAUACCUUCUUAUUCUGCCGCUCUGAAGCCUGGAAGGCCGGUCGUCUCUGUCAGUGUCAUAGGUCAAGUAUUGGAGUCCGACAGGCCGAACAUCAAGAAAGGGGCACUCGUGACUGUCCAGAACUGUAGCACUGAAGAGUACUCCAUCGUGCCAGAGUCGCUAGCCAAGGAUGCCCAAUUGAUCGAACCGAAAGACAGCAUACCUCUCACAGCAUACCUGGGUGUGCUUGGAAUUAAAGGCUUGACCGCAUACGGAUCUCUACGCGAAAUUGCGAGACCUAAAAAGGGCGAGACGAUUCUAAUAUCUGCUGCUGCCGGUGCGGUGGGCCAGAUUGUUGGUCAGAUCUGCGUUCGAGAAGGCUUACGCGUAUCCAUCCGGGUCAUCGGGUCUGUUGGUGAUGACAGCAAGCUCGAAUUCAUCACGAAAGAACUCAGGUUUACGUCGGGGUUUAACUACAAGAAAGAGAAGAUGGCCGAUGCGCUCAAAAGACUUGCGCCGGACGGACUGGAUAUCUACUUCGACAAUGUUGGAGACGAACUACUUGAUACUGUUCUUUGGGACAUGAAGACAUUCGGUCGAAUUGUGGCCAGCGGCACGAUUUCCACAUACAAUUCCUCCGACUCGAAUCCUAUAUUGGGCGUCAAAAGUUACUCAAAAAUCGUUCGACGACGCCUGAAGUGGGAGGGAUUCCUGGUUUACGACCAGAACAUUCAGCAAUGGGGUAAACAGCGGGACGAAGACGUUUUUCGCUGGAUUGCAAACGGCGAACUAAAGUCUGUAGAGCACAUCACCGAGGGGAUUGAAAACGCAGCCGAGGGAUUUGUGGGGAUGUUGAAAGGGGAUCUCGGCAAGAGCAUCCUAAAGAUCACAAAAUCUUAG
This is a messenger RNA of Cladophialophora psammophila CBS 110553, 1065 nucleotides long. RefSeq lists its product as uncharacterized. Gene Ontology annotation, molecular function: oxidoreductase activity, acting on the CH-CH group of donors, NAD or NADP as acceptor. The coding region runs from base 1 to 1065 and encodes 354 amino acids. NCBI's taxonomy places the organism in Eukaryota, Fungi, Ascomycota, Eurotiomycetes, Chaetothyriales, Herpotrichiellaceae. The record is from RefSeq and is a predicted model, not a curated record. The transcript has 6 exons.